Molecule: messenger RNA, 2832 nt
Organism: Onychostoma macrolepis
Lineage: Eukaryota; Metazoa; Chordata; Actinopteri; Cypriniformes; Cyprinidae
Gene: dennd11
Product: DENN domain containing 11
Exons: 10
Coding region: 293-1783 (496 amino acids)
Cellular component (GO): cytoplasm
Source: RefSeq, a predicted model, not a curated record
UUUUAGUGAACUGCGCACACAGACAACAUCAUACUGUGUGUUUAUUUUUCGGGUGGGAGUUGGUUGAUCGCAAUAACCCUUUUGCACCACGUGAGCGGAAGUAUGUGACAUCAUCAAAACAGUGUACUCCUGGGUAGCGUCUGUUACCCUGUCUGGAUUACUACAUUUAGGGAUCGUUUGAAUUGCAAGCGUUAUGUUCCGUUUCAUGCGUAGAGUUUGUCGCUUUGACUGACCGCCCGGUAGCGAGUGCGACGACUUUGUUUAUUUCCCCGAUAGUCGUAUCGAAAACACUAUGGUUGAGCAGUCGGAUCGCGCUCCGCUGCUGGACUGGGAGGAGGUUCCCCCGGCCGAACUUGCCCCAGCGACUCCAUCACCGGAGACUGAGGAUUCAGUACAAUCCGGUCUGUGUAGUUACCCGACCGAGGGCGGAGUACGGGCAGAUAUCUCACGGAACGCAAGCCCGGCGAGACCGAACAGUGUAACAGCUGUUUCAGGUGAAAGUGCACACUCUCCCAAGAAACACAGCGGCCCGGGAGGAGAUGCUUCCGCCACUGAUGAAGAGGGAGACUGCACCUUUCACGGACUGUCAGUCAGGGAUCGGAGGAUCACUGGAUGGGAAGAAAAAGACCAAAUUGUUGCAGUGUUUGUUGUGACUUUCGACACUAGAUCUGGGAACAUGAUAGAAUGGUGCCUACCUCAAGAUGUGAAUCUGGAGGGAGUAGAGUUCAAGUCUAUGGCAAGCGGCUCUCAUCGGAUCUCAAGUGACUUCAUAUAUUUUCGUAAAGGCUGUUACUUUGGACUAGCGUGCUUUGCCAACAUGCCUGUGGAGAGUGAGCUGGAACGAGGAGCUCGGAUGAAAUCUGUAGGGAUUUUGUCUCCUUCUUACACACUGCUAUACCGUUACAUGCACUUCCUGGAAAAUCAAGUCCGGCACCAGUUGCAGUGUCCAGGUCAAUACUCGCCACUGGAAGCUUUCUAUGAGGAUAAAAAGGCAGUGUUGCCCCCGGGAGGGAACGGUUUGGUCACAGCCUGCCCGACCAGUGCUCUUGGGCCCAUAGUCAACCGCUGUAUGCAUCCAGAGAUGAAGAUUACACACCCGGCUGGCUGCAUGUCCCAGUUCAUCCGCUUCUUUGGAGAGCAGAUCAUGGUGCUGUGGAAGUUUGCUUUGCUCAGGAAACGCAUCCUCAUAUUCUCUCCUCCCCCUGUCGGUGUGGUCUGCUAUCGGGUGUACUGUUGCUGCUGCCUUGCUAAUGUAUCCAUUCCUGGGAUGGGCGUCUCUGUUCCGGAGUUCCGCCCUUUCUUCUACAUCAAUGUUGCUGACAUCUCCGCUCUUGAGACUGAGCUGUCUUACGUGGCCUGUACAACAGAGAAGAUCUUUGAGGAAAAGAAGGAGCUGUAUGAUGUCUACAUUGACAAUCAGAAUGUAAAGACACAUAGAGAGAGCCUCCAGCCUCUGCUUAGACUCAACAGUGCAGACCGAGAGAAGUAUCGCAAGCUCUGUGAGCAAAGGCAGUUGCUGCUGUACUCUCAGGAGGUGGAUGGAGACUGUACAUCUAAUGAGGAAGACCUCUUCAUUUUGUUCUUCAUGGAGCAAAACAACAGAAUCUUCCAGACCCUGUCUGAAGUGGCGGGGAGCGCCGAUCCUACCCUGACUGCUGAACAUGUGAGAGCCAUGGGGCUGGAUCCUCAGGGUGACCGCGGUUUUCUCGUCGACCUGCUGGAAAUCUACGGCAUCGACGUCAUGCUGGUUAUCGACAACCCCUGCUGCCCGAGCCAUUCCUGACCCAUCUGGACUGCACUGAUACUGCCAACACCAAAAGGUGCAAUCCGUCUGCAGGCUUUUUGUGCACUCUGCAGCCAGUAAAUCCAGUGAUGUCUUUCUUCUUGUCUGUCUAUCUAUGUGCUUAGUAUCCUUCCAGCCUUCUUGGAUUUCUACUCGACUUGUUUCCAAAACACGAUGAUCUCUGUGCCUCUCUCUACUGCUUUUUAUUGUGUGGUCUUCAGUUGUGACUUUGUUCUUCUAGCCAGUGCUGUCUGGGGGAACUGAUGUGAAAAUAAAUCUGCUUCACUUGGACACCAGAGAAUUGGAAAAAACGGUCCAUCGACGGGGCAACUCUCACUUCCCGGAUCCACAUAUUUUUGCUGGUUACAACGGUUUGGUAAAGUCUGCUUUGAAUGUCAUAUCUGUAUUUCUAAAACUUUUAUGGAUGUUGCAUAUUACACAGUACUGUGAUGGUGGAGAUUUUCGCAAUCUUUGCCACAUUUUUUGAACUUAAUCAUGUACAUGUAAACAGUCAUUUCAUUUUGGGAAAAAAACAGACAUCCGUCACUGUUUGUGUUGUGUUACUUGUGAUCUAUUGUGCAUGGACAAAUAGACACAAUCAGUUCACUACUGUAGUUUGGCACAGCGCUUAUUGAUGUACCUAUAUGGGAGUGAACAACAGCGUAGAAGGUUCUCAGUCAUUAUUUCCCUACCCGAAUGUUAUCUGAUGAAUGUGACUAUCAUUACAAUGCUGUCUACGCCAUUCUCUGUUCAAGCAUUUGCUGUUAUUACACCCACUAAACAGACUGAAAACUAUUGAAUUGAAGCAUAAAAUGUGUAUUUGUUCAUUCUGGACAGGCCUUUAAUCACUGUCUCUCUUGGUAUUGAAUGUAAAUUGUACAUUUAAUGCACAGUCUGAUGCACAUAUGAUUUAAACAGACACAGAAAUGUUACAUUCAGCUUUUUGAGUCCCUUAAUUUGCUCUAAAGAAAUGAAUGUGAUUCUAUUCCUGUCUGUAAUCAGUGAUUGCUCCUGGUUAUUACUUGUUAAAGACUUUGAAUAUGUAUAUA